Amphiprion ocellaris (clown anemonefish) is the source of this 2112-nucleotide messenger RNA. Its product is annotated as OTU domain-containing protein 1. The coding region runs from base 233 to 1534 and encodes 433 amino acids. Gene Ontology annotation, biological process: protein deubiquitination. Lineage: Eukaryota; Metazoa; Chordata; Actinopteri; Pomacentridae. Gene Ontology annotation, molecular function: cysteine-type deubiquitinase activity. The transcript has a single exon. The record is from RefSeq and is a predicted model, not a curated record.
CGGUUACAGUUUGAAGUCUAAAAUUAGGGAGGCACCCCGACUGCAAAUGACGCAAGGAAGCUAAAGUGGACGGAGGCUGGUGUCGGUGUGUCGGUGCUGACAGGACUCCGGUCCAUGGAAACGGCGCCUACAACUUUACUGUUGUCGAUGACAUGGAGCGUAUUUUUAGCCGUUGUUGUCAUCUUUCCGUAACAGCGCGGCUGCGGCCAUCAGUAUAAAGGACUCUUUCAAAAUGCAGCUGUACAACAGUGCGCUGACACACUACCCGAGGUCGUCUCGCAAAGUUACCAUAACUUUGUCGACCGCGUCCGAGCGCUUGAACGGAUCAACACAAAGUUCCUGUGAGGCCGACGGGCCCAGAUUCACUCCAGCAGACUCAACUCCGGAGCUACACGGCGAUCCAGCGACAGAGGCUUCCGCAAACAUGCCUGCCUUUUCUUGUUACGAGGCUCCAUCCCUGAGGCCAGUUUACUUCACCUCCACCGCUGAGAUAUUAAUCCGCAGACCUGAUGGGGUGGAGAGGUCUGUUCCUGUCCACAUCAUGAGGGAGUCCAAGUCCAAACCGCCCUCUCCUCAUCCGCAGAAUGGGGAAGCUAACUCUGAUGUGAUAGUGGACUUUAUUGAUCAUCUGAGGAAUGGGACUGAGGAGCUUUUGCCUGAGCACGUUUUCAACAGCAUCACUGUUUCACCCAGAAUAGACAGAUACCAGAGGAUGGUGGGAGACUCAGGUGAUGCAGAUUCGCUCACUGAUGCCAACUUCAGAACCAACGCAUGGGCCUCGUUGCAUGAGGAGGACCCAGAUCUCCUCAGGGCAGCUGAAGAGCUCAAAAGGGAAGAUUUCAGUGAAAUAAAUGGUGGCAAAGCUGCUCCAGCGUCAGAUGAAAAACGGGCUUUUGAGCUCAGUGUUCUGCAGGAGUCUCCCUCAAGCCAAGAGAAAGGGGAUCUCAACGAUAAAGUGGCCCGCUACCUGGCCGAGGUGGAGAAGCAGAACAAGUACCUCCAGGAGAGGCACAAAUACAGGUACCACGUCAUUCCAGAUGGAAACUGUCUGUACAGAGCUGUGUGCAAAGCCACCUACGGGGACCAGGCCAGACAUGGGGAGCUGAGGGAGCAGACGGUGCACCACAUCGCCGACCACCUGGACGAGUUCAACCCCAUCAUCGAGGGGGACGUAGGGGAGUUCCUGAUCAACGCGGCUCAGGAUGGAGCCUGGGCCGGCUACCCCGAGCUGCUCGCCAUGAGCCAGAUGCUGAACGUCAACAUCCACCUCACGACAGGCGGCAGCUUGGAGAGCCCCACCGUCUCCACCAUGGUGCACUACCUCGGGGAGGAGGACGCGUCCAAAACGGCAAUCUGGCUGAGUUGGCUCAGCAACGGUCACUACGACGUCCUCUUGGACCGGUGUCUCCCCAACCCGGAGUAUGAGGACUGGUGCAGAAACUCACACAUGCAAAGAAAACGAGACGAGGAACUGGCAAAGUCGAUGGCAGCCUCAUUAUCCAAAAUGUACAUUGAACAAAACGGUUGUGUGUGAAUGCCAUCGAGCAUACUGAGAUGUCAUGGCUGUACAGUUAAAGAAGAAUGCAGAGCUGUCGUUUCUGUUUCUUAAAUUAUUUUUUAUAAGAUAUAUAUCCAGAGUGAAAAGAAGUGCAGUGCACAUACUGACUGGUUUUUGUAUCUGCCAGCAUUUCCAAACUAGCGCUAGUUGUCUCUGAAAGUGUUUGAAAGUGUGCGAGCCUGUUCUUCUCGAUAGUUUGGGUCAUGUUGAUAUGAGUGAAAUACUUUGAGGCUGUUCAGAUAUGGCUAUAAAAGUGCUUUUGGAGUGUACAGUAUUUAUUUGCCUUUUCUUGGCAGUUAUUUUUCUAUUAUGCCUGUACUCUGGCAAUUGCCACAUAUAAUAUUUUCAAAUACAGAGAAACCUGGGUUGCAUUUCCCCCCUUCUGGCUACAUUGUUUCUUAUCUGUAUAGUUUUUCUUCUUUUGCAUAAUCCUACCAGAAUAGUUUGAUUUGUCUUUGAGAACAAUUUAUCAUCAAUUAUUCCUCUUCUUUUUUUUUUUUUUUUUUUUAGAGAUUUAACAAAAUAUUUCAAAAUAAAGUACUGAUAAAAACUGA